CCUCAGUGGGUUGAGUAAAAAAGGAAGCCACGUUGACUUCACAAACUCGUCUUUUUCCCCCCCGUUUUCCUUCCAAGGAAAGUUCCAAGCCACGUCGGCAACCUGGUGGAGUCUUACCUGGACUUCUGCGGCUUCAUUUAAACACAGACCUGACAGGAUGAGUGUGGGCUUCAUUGGCGCGGGUCAGUUGGCUCAUGCCCUGGUCAAAGGGUUCACAGCUGCAGGUGUGAUCGCGACACACAGAAUCACAGCCAGUUCUCCAGACACAGACCUGCCCACCGUAUCAGGACUGAGGAAAAUGGGAGUAAAUCUGACGACGAGUAACAAGGAAACAGUCAACAAGAGUGAUGUGCUCUUUUUGGCUGUGAAGCCUCAUAUCAUCCCCUUUGUCCUGGAUGAGAUUGGACCAGACAUUGAGGACCGUCAUCUUAUAGUUUCCUGUGCUGCAGGUGUUACGAUCAGCUCUAUAGAGAAGAAAUUAAAUCAGUAUCGUUCAGCUCCAAAGGUGAUGAGAUGUAUGACCAAUACUCCUGUGGUGGUGAGAGAAGGAGCAACCGUCUACGCUACAGGAACUCAUGCAGAGGUGGAGGAUGGGAAGUUACUGGAGCAGCUGAUGGCUAGUGUGGGCUUCUGUACAGAGGUAGAGGAGGACCUCAUCGACGCCGUCACUGGACUGAGUGGCAGUGGACCGGCCUACGCUUUCACAGCCCUUGAUGCUCUUGCGGACGGUGGAGUGAAGAUGGGCCUGCCGAGGAGGCUGGCCGUCAGGCUUGGAGCUCAGGCUCUGCUGGGCGCAGCUAAAAUGUUGCUGGAGUCGGAGCAGCACCCUGGACAGCUGAAGGACAACGUUUGCUCACCAGGGGGCGCCACCAUCCACGCCCUGCACGUCAUGGAGAGCGGUGGCUUCCGCAGCCUCCUGAUCAAUGCGGUGGAGGCUUCUUGCAUCAGAACACGCGAGCUCCAAUAUUUGGCCGACCAGGAACGAAUCUCUCCAGCGGCGAUUAAGAAAACAACUCUGGACAAGGUGCUGCAGCAGCCAGGAGUGACGGUCAGCGGAGUGGCCAAUGGAAACGGCAGAUCUGGCCUCAGUCUUUUCAACACGCGCAACACAGGGGUGAAGAAGAAGAACUGAGUUAGCACCCUGUUGUUCAUACCCGGCUUCAUCAACUCUGCUAAACACAUGCAGAGUUUUACCUGACAUGUUGCUUGACAUUAUCAGCCCGAUCGUCGACCACUUAUUUAUUAGUAUUUGGAACUCAGAAGGCUUGACGCUGAACUGUUGCUGUCUAUGACAUGAUACUGAGGCAGAAUUAUUCCGUUAAUAAGCAUUCUAAAGCCACAAGUCUGACAAUAGACUGAGGCCAGUCAAUACCAAAGGCUAACUGAAGGUGUUGCUGGAAGACUGGGAAGCUUCUUGUGUUGUGCUAUCAGCAAGAACUGGAGCUGAACAACUUGAGUUUGUUUUCACUAUCAUGUGCCUUUUAUCCCAUGUUGUGUCGAGAUCCAAACUCUAUCAGAAGACUUUAGUUUUAAAGGAAACCGCAGGUCUGACUUUCACAGAAACACACAAUGUAUAUUUUCUUAAAGUAAGGGAAAAUAUCGACAUUAAAGCUAGUAAUAAGAUGUUAAAAUGACAUCUGUUAAUCCGUCCUUGUAAUGCGUCCUGUUUUAUCUUUGUAAUGUUACAUACCUUUGUUUUUUCAUCAUUAAAGAAGCUCAGCCCAA
Messenger RNA from Synchiropus splendidus (mandarinfish), 1725 nucleotides. Its product is annotated as pyrroline-5-carboxylate reductase 1, mitochondrial-like. The coding region runs from base 158 to 1132 and encodes 324 amino acids. Lineage: Eukaryota; Metazoa; Chordata; Actinopteri; Syngnathiformes; Callionymidae. Gene Ontology annotation, molecular function: pyrroline-5-carboxylate reductase activity. Gene Ontology annotation, biological process: L-proline biosynthetic process. The record is from RefSeq and is a predicted model, not a curated record. The transcript is spliced from 9 exons.